AUGCGUCAUGACGCGAGGCGAAAAGAAGGACAUCGAUUUGGGAGGUCCUAUUUCAGGAAUGCGGUGAGCCACGUAGUCCACACGCCCCGACGUCAUCUUCAUCCGAACUUAGAUGGUCGUCCGGCCGCCAGGUACGCUAAGAUUAUUUAUUCUGAUUCCGAAUCAUUUCACUUGGUCUUCUUAAUAAUCCCCAUCAUUGUAAAAGUCACCAACUUAUCUUGUCAAAGUCGCGAAGUUUGUGAAAAAGGCCGGAGAUCAGACAGGCUGUUGAAAAACGUCCUUAAAAUAGAUCCUGCCGCUUCUUGAAUACGCAAACAGUCGUAGCGAUAGAGCUGUGGACGACAUAAUAUUCUCUGAAAUAAUGCGAAAUUUCCUUAAACUAGCAUAAUGGUUGCAUGGAGCGGCGUAUUGGUGUAUUGGAGGGAAACGAUCGUUUGCAACUUCGUGGAGUUAAACGUGUGUGCGCAGUACUUUUAUGUCUGCAAAAAAUGCCCUUUGCAAUGCUUUCAUUCAUUCAUUCAAAAAGACUCACCACCUUGGCCUCAACACGGCUGUUAGAAAAUUUCGUAUAUGCCUCCUUUUUUGGAAUGAGAAGGGCCCACAGUAACAGGUUAAUUGAAAUGGUAACUCACAGAUUCCUUGGCAGAUUUUUAGUAAUUCAUAGUUACCCAACCGUGAAAAACUUGGGACAGUAUAAAUUAUUCAAAAGCUGUCAAAACAUCUAUUAAGUACAUGAGCCUGGUAGUCAUCUGGUGGAUUCUAGGUGAACUAAUUUGUAAAUUCUGUUUAGGCAGUCAACUUACUGUAUCAGAUUUGGUGGGUUCCAGACGUUGCAGUAGGUUGGGCGGGGAACUUGACACAAAUGUGAUUAAACUCGCGUCGUUCGGCGGGACCUCGUAGCUCAAGUGGUUACAGCGUCGGCUGUUCUAAAGCCUUCCCCUUACUGUCCUGUUUUCGAAUCCCAAGAAGGCGUUGAGUUUUUCACAGUUUAGUCAAUAUGAAUGAAAUGUUAACGUUCCGCAGAACUCGGACAGUUCACCGUCGUCAAAAAGUAAAUUACCUUUGGGCUAACAGAAGUGGAAGUUGCGUGUUUCGCGCUGGUCUAUUUUUCCUCCUCUCGCUGCCUCGGCAUUUCAGAGAGGGGGUGUAUGGAGGACUUUUAAGCUGCAUAUGUUGGUCUCCUGUUGAGAAUGGUCGAUCUGAUGUUUUUUUCUUUCUCGGCAACUGAGUUCGUUGUCAGGCUCUGUCUGUCUAGUCGUCUGGUCUUGAGUUUGUGAACGAAUUGACGUUGUGAGCUGCAGGAAGGUUCAGAUGCCUGUCGAUGGAUUUGGCGUCUGAGUAUCAAGACUCGGACUUUGGGUAAUCUGGGUUUGAUUUACGACGACGUUAGACGGCAGCUCCCUGAAAAUUGAGUGUGUGGCCAGUUUCCCCAAUAUGCGUUGCAAGUUGAGAGUUUGGGUCUAGACUCCGGGUUGCUGAUUUAUACUCUGUAGGCGCGUCUGCAUUUUUCGCCCGGUUUUCCCAACGCAGUUGCUGUCUUCAUCAGUGCAACUUAUUUUGUGGACAACUGCUGAGAUUUCAGUGGGUGGGAGCGUGUCCUUAGGUUGUAUCAAACGAAACCGAAUGUCAGACACGCAUACAAGAACAAAGACCGUCAACUUGGAGUCCUGACCUAAACCCUCAACGUGCAACACACGUCGGAGAGACUGGUCAUGAUGUUGCUUUUCAGGGAGCUACUUAUUUAUGUCGGAGUAAUGGUGAGCUGAUCCAGCUCUCCGAAACGUCAGCAUUCCAGUAAAUCUGUAACGAUAAGCUCUUAUUCCUUCUCAAAUGAUCAGUUUGGAUCUUUCAGACUUGUGAACCUGAUGCUUCCUUUAUUCAUCUCACUCUUUUGGGAACAGUUAGCCAGGUUGAUUGAAUUCUGGAUGAAAUUUAGCUUUACGCAAGAAAUCGUCUGGAUGCAUCACUUAUUUGGCAGAAAUCUCACUCUCUGGUGCUACAGUUGACCACUCGCUAAUAAGUAAAUAGGACGAUUUUAAGGAAUAAAACAAAUCGUGUGGCCGUUCAGAAACAAAUGGACACGUCACUGAAGUGGGAAUUUCGACGUUUUAAAAAGCAAUCGCUUUUAGUUCAGACGAAACGGUCAAACCUUUGGACAGUUCUCGUAGCCUCAGUUUACACUUGACAGAAACGGAAUUUGUGCAUGAUAGUAAAUUUAGUUUACUGAGGAAACACAUUAUCUGCCCGUACGUAUUUGUUUUUAUGAAGUCGGCAAACUCGGAGGAAGUAUUACUGCCUACAACUGCCUAAAACGGCCAGCUCAAAAUCAAGUCAGUCUUUCGUUUUUACAAUACGUAAAUCCAGUUUCCCGCACAUUUCCAGCACAUUAAAUUAAAACACGCUUGUAUUUUCAUACAAAAAUUGCAGGCCCAGACUAUUGAAGCAGACAACUCCGAUAUUUUGCACAUGAAUAAACUUAAUCUCGGUUGAGGAUGUUAUCCCCCUGCACUAACAAUGAUAUUGAUGACAUUUCCCUUUAUUUUGUCGAUAAGGCAAACUCUAGAUGUGUUUUAAGAAACGCUUGGUCGCAGGUUAAAGUAAUGCCACAGAGUCAUACUCAACAACGCCAAAUUAACCCGAGCUUUCCCGUGUUCAAAAAUGAGCUUUCUCAUUUGUACACUUGUGGUUUUUGUGCCCUUGUAAAAUAUAUAAUGUCUUCUGUGUCUUUCAAACUAACAUAAAUAUGAAGGUCUGGCUAGUACUGAAGGACAAAUAUUCACUCCUUUGUGGGUUCGGGAGUAGGUCCUCAAGUAAAAACUCCACUUCUACCAUCCUUCUUAUCAGCUAGCCUGAAAGCAUAGGUAGAUUUUAGACAUACUGUUUUGAACGCCGUUACCCGUAUUUUUUAUAACUGCAGCUGUAUCUAUAACCUAAGUAUUUUAGACCGGCAUGAUCCUGUUUGUCGACAUAUUCGAAGCCGCAAACAAAAUUUAUUUACUUGAACGAAUUCAUUCAUGGGAGUUCGAACAGCCACCCAACGGCCUGCAUUUUAACUGUACGAAUAUCCUAAACUUUCACCUCCCUAAAAUUUGACUGCUUUUCAUCUGCCGAUUUUAAAGCCCAGACAGGUAUGGCUGGACGGACGCAAUGCAUUUCAUGAUAUUUAAGAUACUCUGCUACUCUAGAAAGUACCAUCACAUGGGCUUUUUAAGAGAUAUGCAGUUAGCAGGGCACCUCUAAGCCUAUUUUAGGGCCUAAUCUGUAAACGUAGACCCUGCAGGAAUUUAUAAAGCACGAGUAUUCUAGAAAUGACGCGACAUGUGGUAAAAAGCAUGGCAGCAUACGCGUAGUCAUCAGAUACGUUGUUGCUAGUCCGUCCACAUAUUUAGAAGAUGUGAUAUCUCGUGAAAUGUUAACCGGAAUUCUGAAAUGCGUUUUCGACUCGAAGAGAUUACUUAAGUAGGGCUGCAGUAUUAAUCAUCUUGCAAUACAGUCAGAAUGUCUCAGUUAAUCCGGGAUGCCGGCUUUUGAACGAAAUUCUUUUGUCAUUGUUUUUGGAUGUCCUUUUAAAUUAAAAUGCAUUUCUUAGAGACCAUGCAUAAAAAUAUUCAUCCUUUUAGUUAUCUGGAAAAAAUUUACGUCCUCUUUAAAUUUUGACUUUGAAAAGGGGUAUGAUUCUUUUUUAAAAAAUUUCUAGGUAACAAUCGGGAGAGGACACCCAAAUAUACGUUACCUAGAAAUAAUACCUGAUAUACCAUUUUGAAUAGGUGGCUAAAUCUACCCUUGCAUACCUUAGGAGAGUUGAGAAACGAUCACUGUUGACCGACCAUUGGGUUGUCAUCCCUUACAUAUGUUUGAUUAGGUCACGAGCGACGACAUUAGUCCGUUUUUGGCUUACUUUAAAACAGCAUAGCUUAGGAAAGUUGGGUAAUGAUCGCUUUAGACCAGUCCUGUGUUUACCAACCUUGACAUUAACUUCCACAGCUGAAGAGCGAGCGCAGUAGUCGAUAUGCGGCCUAAUCUAUGGUAGCAUACGUCUAAACACUCCCGAUACUAUCGCUGUGGACGGGCCUUUUGGCUUAUCCAUUAUGGCUAUACUUCCUUAGGUGAGGAAUGACCGCAGUUGUAGGUAUGGGGCUCAAUCUAUGGCAACAUACUCUUUGGACAGUUGCAAAACGAUCGCAGUAGACCCACCCUACGUUAAACAACAUUAUAUAAGCUUCCACUGCUGACAAGUGACCGCAGUAGUCCCUAUGCGGAUUAUUCGAUAAGAGCUUACCUACGGACAAUUGCAAUACGAUCGCCGUUGACCGAGCACUUGGAUUAUCAAUUUUUACCAUUACUUCCAGAGGUCAUGAGCUACCGCAGUGGCCAGUGCGCGGCUCAGUCAAUGGCUGGAUAGCUUAGGACAAUUGCGAUAAGAUCGCUGCUUUGGCUAGCAGUAUUUUGUUGGGUGCCCUCUCCCGAUUGUUACCAGUUUCUAAUUAUGAGGUUUUUUAAGAUCGUGAAAUGCCCAUUCAUAAAAUCUGGUGUCUCAGCACUUGAUAAUGUCGCUUCUAAAGUUUACAAUAUGGAGAAAAAAAUAUUGAUAAAUUUUAUGAAUACCAUAUGGUCUCUUUUCAAUACCAAAUGGAAAUAUGUGAGUUGCUGUGUACGGAAAAUCUACGGCUUGUAGACUAAAGACCCUGAAUGCAAUUGCAUUGGCAUUUCGGGUUUAAAAUUAUUUUGGAACUAGAUACGUUCCUUCAAACCGAUUUGUACCCUUUUUCUGAGUACGAAAACUGCGGAGGACGUAAUUUGCUACCGAAUAUGCGAAAGAGUGAAUAUUUCUGUGCAUGGCCUUUUAGAAAAUACAUUUGAAUUUACAAAAGAAUCGAAAUUCAAUGAGAAAAAAUCAUACUACCUAAGUAGUCAUCUUUUGCAAAGUGUAGUUAUUGCACGCGGCCGGAGGGAGUUCGUUCAAAAGACGGCAUCCUAAAGAAACUGAUUAUGCUGCACCCUUAUUAAGUAACUUAUUGGAAGCGAAAAGAAGUUUCAAGAUUUCGGUUAUUAUUUCAUGAGUUAGCACAUUUACUGUAGUCUCCCGAUGGAGCCUUAUAGUUCAGUCGAGCUUUUCCCAGUUUGGUCACGUGGAUACGGAUAUUUGCAUUCUACUGUCUCACAAUUCACUACUCCUGAUUUUAACUUCACAUGAGCUGCAAAUGAGGCGCAAACAGGAAGUCCUUAGUAGUUUUUGGCGACAACUGACUUAUCAUGAGAUUACGCCGCACCGUGAUGUGUAUUAGAACUCUGCUUAAGUAAUCUCGUCGAAUCGAAAACGUUUUUCAGAAUUUCAGUUAACAUGUCAUGAGUUAACACAUCUACUGUAGGUCCAAAGGGCGACGGAUGCUUAACUGGGGACCAUUUUUACAGACCACUAAACAUAUUUUUCCGCCAUAAAUUUGAUUUGGGCUUCUGCGAUGAUUUUUUUCAGUUUGAUGGUGAAUGCACUGCUUACACGUACACUUCUGUUUUCCCUUCAAAAACUUUUAAAUAUGUUUCUUUGCCAAAGAAGGAAUGUAAAACGGUUUGAGUUGUUAUUUCGCGACAUAAAGUGAGUAAGAAUGGAAAAGGCGUUCGUAAUCAUGAGAGCAUGAAUCUCAGAAUUUUAAUCCGAAAAGUUAUAUCCAAAAACUGAGGUAUUUAUGAAUUUCUCGCAUUUUUCAUGUAAGGCGUGGAAACUGAUCCUUUGCCGGAAUUUUAGGAGUUUCUGUCAAGCUAUCUACUUAAGUCAUCGUUUGGGCUGUUUACUAUCUCAACCUUGGUUUAAGAGACAGUGGACCAGACAGACUUUGCAGGUAACGAUUGUAUUGUUGUCAUUGAUUGCAAACUCACAUUUGUAUUGACCUUUAAUAAAAUUUACUCUGUGAAAAACUCGGCACCUCGGUGGGAUUCGCACCCACGACAGCAAGGGGGGGGGCUUGAAUACAACCAAUGCUCUAUCCAUCUGAGCUUCGAGACACCACCGGACAACACGAGUUUAAUCACAUUUGAGUCAGUCUACCCAUUCAACCUACUGCAACGUCUGGAAUCCACCAAAUCUGAUACAGUAUGCUGACUGCCCAAGCAGAAUUAUUUAAGUAGUACACCUAGAAUCCACCAGAUAACUACCAGGCUCAUGCACUUAAAAGGCGUUAUGACAAAAUUCAAAUAUUUCAUUUUGACCCAACUUUGAUAAAAUAUCUUCUGCUUUCGGAUGGAUUUAAUAACCCUCUGAGAGUCCAGAAGAUAUCUGUAUUAUCACAUAAAGCUGCCCUUUCGUUUUUAUUGCCCGCCUGUUGCACGUCUAAACAAAUCACUGGUUUUAUUCGGGACAGUGAUGCAGUCACACCCAACCAGAUAACAAGAAAAAAAAACGAAUGUUUAUGAAACUAACGAGAUGGCGUGCAACGGCUCGCUUCCCAAUAGGUUGGGUGCGCGCGCAAAAAAUUCAUGUAAACGCGUCCACUUUGGCUAUCCCGGCUGAUGUAUGUCCACUAAUCGGGUUUUAGGCCGGUGUCAUAGGAACUACUGCAUUUUUGUCGCCACCGUAGCGCUACAGCCUUUUGAACGUUAGGAUACCUCCAGACUAAAUGAUCGCAAUCUUGUUUGUGCUACUUCCAUGCUAACCAUUGGUGCUGUGAACACAUUUCGAGGCAACUAAAGACAUAUUAACGACUCUGAUUACAUAGCAGACCGUUUCAGAAUGCAGAGCGCGGUGUACUCAACUCUUCAAAUGCAUCUUUUAACAGCAGUCAGUUUCAACCAUCCAUAAGUUUACAAGUUAUCGUGCAAGCCCUCUAUCUAAUGAAGAAAUACGGCAGAUUACGAUCCAAGAGCUUGGCGGACAAUCACUGGCUUUCUAUGAUCAAUUUUAGUUGUCGAAAAUCUCGCUGAGGUAAUACAGCAUAACGUGUAAUGUGUGUAAUGCGUAACGCUGCCAUCCUGUUGAAGUUAAACAUGACCGCGAAUUCCAGGACGGCUCAGUGUGGGUGCAACUCGCUGUUAUGUGAGCCAACGAUCAGACUACCCCGAGGUUAGCUACGACCCAAAAUGACGUUUAUUAGGUAUUCCGUGAAUGGUAGGCUUGGAUGUGUCAUGUUCAUGGGCGAGCGACCUGCCGACCAUGUAAGUCUACCUAAUAUUGAUUACAAAACACUAUACACACUAACAGUGGGUGGGCUAACUCAUCAAAUGUCAAACGAGAUUCAGAAAUGCGUUUUUGUUUCAAAAAGGUUAAUAAAGUAGGGCUGUCAAACUAAUCAUCAUUCCAUAAUCAUUCUCAAGCCACAGGAUAUUGCCCUUUGAAAGAACUGCAUUUCGGCUGCAUACAGAAACGACAGUCUGUUAAAAAUGACUACUAGUGUAGCAUGCAUUUUUCUCACUUAUUUUCGAUGCUCUUAAAAAUUCAAUUAUAUUUCAUGGAAAACAUGCAUAAAAAAUUUCAAUUCUUUGCUCGUUCGGUAGUAAAUUACGCCUUUUUAAAUUUUCUACUCAAAGAAAGAGUAUAAUUCGGUUUUAAAAAAUUUGACAAUUGUAAGAUUUUUUAAUCCCGUGCAAUGACCGUUCAUGAAACGUCGUGUCUCUGCAUUUAUCAAUGAGGCCUGUAAAGUUAACAAUAUGGCUCAAAUCCACCGUUAAUUUUUAUGAACCCCAUAUAGUCUCCUCCUAAUGCCAUAGAGAAUCGUGUGGUUUUCUGUACACAGAAACUAUGCGGUCUAUAGUUUGGAAACCCUGAAUGCAGGUGUAACGACACGUCGGGUUCAAAAUUAUUGGCGAAUCAAAAAACUUUUUUUUAAAACCAAACUAUACCCUCUGUUCGGAUAUAAAAUUGAAAAAAGGCACACUUUUCUACCAAAUGAGUAAGAGAAUGAAUAUUUUUGUGCAUGUUCUCUGGGAAAUAUAAUUAGACUUUUAGGGGGAUCGAAAAUCCGUGUAAAAGAUUCAUGCUACAUAAGUAGUCCUUUUUUUAAAAAAUACAGUUUUUUCAUGCAGACGAAAAGAAGUUCUUUCGAAAGCGGACAUCCUGAGGUAGCCAAAUUAUUAUAGAAUUAUGCUGAAUGAUGAUUAGUUUUACAACCGUACAUAAUUAAUCUUUUCGAAGCGAAAGCGCAUUUCGGAAUCUCGGUUGGCAUUUCAUGAGUUAGCCCACCUACUGUACAUUGCUAGCUGAAGGUCAUGCACUGUCAGUACCAGGCGGAUCAUGAGGCCUGUUAUCAAAAGGUUUUAAAACUAUGACCAAGAAUGAUUUACUAGUCACUGACUUCCCGUCCAAAUGUCUGGAAGUAAAUUCUCAGGCCAACUCGCCCGGAUUUUGAUUACAUCCCAUGUAGAAGAAGUGGCCAAUGGACGCUACCGUCAAUAUUUGAUGCCGUUGGCUUUGGCCUUACUGACGCUGUCACCGCUGUGCUGUUAUCAGCCACCAUUUCGCACGGACACCCGUCAGAGUGAGCGCGUAUGAGCGUGAUGCUUGAGCCCCAAUCGACGCACCUUGAAACAAUAUGGUAGUUAAUCAGGCAAAGUUAACGUAAGUACAGUAGGAAGGCUAACUCAUGGAAGGUCAACCGAAAUUCCGAAGUGAGUUUUCCUCUCAAAAUGAUUAAUUAAGUAGUAUGGUAAAACUAACCAUCUCGCAGCAUACUUCGAUAAUAAUUCAGUUAUCUUAGGAUGUCGGCUUUCGAAAGAACUUCCGUCCGGUUGCAUGCAAAGACUAUACUGUGUGAAAAUGACCACUUAAAUAGCAUGCAUCUUCCCCAUUGAUUUUCGAAAACUGGGACAAAAAUAUUCAUUCUUUUGCUCACGCGGUAGAAAAUAACGUCUUCUUCUAAUUUUGUGCUCAAAAGAGGGAAUUCGGUUCGAAAAAAACUUUGCCAAUUCCCGAAUGAUUUUGAACCGCGACCUACCGUUACACUUGCUUUCAGGAUUUUCAAACUACAAGCCCUAUAUUUUCCGCGUACGGAAAAACAUAUUUCUCUACGGUAUUAUGAGGAGAUCAUAUGGGGUUCGUAAACUUUGGCAGUUGAUUUGAGCCAUAUUGUUAACUUUAGAAGCCUCAUUGUUAAAUGCAGAGACAUGCCGUUUUAUGAACGGCCAUUUCACUGUAUUUAAAAGUCCUAUAAUAAGAAACUUUUUAAAACCGAAUCAUACCUUUCAUUUGAGUAUAUGAUUGGAAGAAGACGUAAUUUCUUACCGCAUGAGCGAAAGAAUCAAUAUUUUAUACAUAUUUUCCGUGAAAUAUAAUUGGACUUUUGGGAGUAUCAAACCUUUAUAAAAAAAAUUCAUGCUAAUUAAGUAGCCAUUUUUUACAGAGUGUAGUUUUUGCAUGCAGGCGCAAAGAGGUUCGUUCGAAAGUCGGCAUCCUGACGUAUUUGAAUUUUUAUAGAAUUAUGUUGCACGCCGUUUAGUUUUACAACCCUACUUAAUUAUUCUUUUCGAAACGUACACGCAUUUCGGAAUUUCGGUUGACAUUUCACGAGUUAGCCCACCUACUGUACGCACAUGCGAACCAGGCGCGUGUGCCCCUUCAAGGAGCCGCGUAGGAAAUGCGCUGGACCAGAACAAGGGUCACAUUUGGGCACGUAACGAGUUAACUAGAAUGUUCAGAUUCCACGCAUCUCAAAACAAGUGCCGAAAGUGGGGACUCGGGGAGGGGAGACUUGGUGACUCACCUAUAUACGAGCGCUCAUGCCGCGCCAGCCUAAUCCCAACACCAGCUGGCUGACCGACUCAAACAGCGGACUCGCACAUGAGAGAAGGAAGAGGCAGAGAGAGAGAGAGAGUGAGAGUGAGUAGGACUGACUUUGGAGGUUCCAUUCGCACAGAACCUCAGCGCAUUCCUCAGUAAUAACCACUAUGACUCACCUUUUGAUCUACCACGACCCCUUGUAUGUCCGUGGCUUGAAAGGCUUUCAACUCGAUCCUCCCAGGACGCAUAAGGGCUGCAAUGGUAACUUUUAAAUGCGGCAGCCAAUGGCACUCGCACUCUGAUGGAACCCCAGCAGUCCUUUGUUUCUGUCAAAACCUUAUCCAUCGACUUAAAAACAAAGCUCUAAGAAUGGGGAUCAUAGGAAUCGUCUAUUCAAUUAAUAUCGAGGUUUUAGCGUUGCGAAAACUCCCAUUGAAGAAUUCAAAAGACGAUUUGGCAAGCAGAGAUAAGCUUUCGAUAAAUUCUCAUCAGGCGAUACAUUUAUAUUGCCAUCGAAAAGAUUAAAAUGAAAAUGCGGGCAAGCAGAACUUAUUCUGUAGCUGGGUGGGUGAGGAGAAAAACAGAAUUACUGUCAGUGUCAGGGAGAAGAAGGGGAUGUUCGGCACUGGGACGGGUAAUUAUACGCAGGUGGCUGGCAUGGUGGCUUGGGCCUAUGGUAACUGUGGGGCCUGUACGAAGUACUUUUUUGCGCAUAGUCUGAUUGCAGCAGCCUCUGAUGUUGCCAACAGACGCUGUCCAAGUGAUUUCGUAUGGCUUGACGGGACCUUGUAAAUCAUCCGGAAUGCCUGUCCGGCAUCUACACAGUGAUCUGUGUCUACCAUGUGGGCAGAGAUGGAGCUCUUGACGUUCUUUAUUUCGCCCUUUCCUAACCAUGCUGGCAGGCGUUCCCUUAUUCUUUCGGACAAAGGCCGUCUCGUGCGGCCCAUAUAUUCUGCCUCACUGGAGCAGGUGAUGGGGUAGAAGUGGUCUAGACUGGCAAUUUGUCCUUGCCCUCUCCGUGUAGGAUGGGGUAGGGGAGAAGAGUACACGGACGUCAGCUGAUGGAAAGGUGCGGGAUACAGCUUGCGUCAUGCGCCUUCUUAGAAGUUUACUUGGCGCGUCCGCUUGAAGCGGAACCCGGAUAAAAAGCUUCUUCUUUUCUGCCGUCAGCAUCGGGGACUGUGGUGGUCUUUCGGUUAUUCACUUGGCAAUGGAUCGAUCGGGGUACCCGUUCCGAUUAGAAAUGCUCGAAAGCCUACGCAUGCUCGUUAACUUGUAUUUUGAAAAUCGAGGUGCUAUUUUAACUACGUAAAAAGCUAAAUAAGGCAGGGCUCACUUCAGCUAACCAAUAGAAUAUUUAAGUCUACUUACUGAAAUGUCAGCGCGGGCGACCGCAGUUGAAGAAACAGAAAGAAACCCACCCCAACAGAUUGAGGAAAAGCAAGAUCUCAGUAAAAUAAAAGUGUGAUCCGAGGGAAUAGCCAAAAUAAAAGAGUUUCUGAAUGCCGCAAUGAGAGGAAUUGAUCUCGAUACUAACCUCAACUCUCCAAAUGUGGUAACGACUAGGUGGUUAUACAGGCCUUCUUACUUAGGAUCGACGCAAAUGUAAGAACCCCAAGUUUCGUAGAGACUCGCAUACAGAUCUCAAUAAUUUUGACUUCUCUUCUCAGUGCAGCCUAGCACGUCGAAGGGAUUUUAAAGUACUUGCCUCUUGCAAAUACCACCACUUUUCCGCAAAAUGGCGGUAGUUUGGACUUAACCAUUCACCCUAGACAAUAAGCGGUCAAUUACUUCCACUCACAUAGCUACUAUACAGGGAUGAUGAAACAGCAGUGGCCCAAAAAAUUUCUGAGUUCUUCGUUUUUACAGUAGGUGGGCUAACUCAUGAAAUCUCAACAGAAAUUCCGAAGAGCUUUUUCGUUCCGAAAAGAUUAAUUCAGCAGGGUUUUAAAAUCGGUCGUUGUGCAGCAUAAUUCUAUAAUAAUUCAGUGACCCCAGGACGCCGGCUUUCGAAUAAAUGUCUUUUCAGCAGCAAUCAAAAACCAUACUCCGCAAAAAAUGACUGCUUAUGUAGCAUGCAUUUUUUUCAUUGGUUUUCGCUGCCCUUAAAUAUUUAAUAAUAUGUCAUGGACAACAUGCAUAAAACUAUUUAUUCUUCUGCUCAUUCAGUAGAAAGUUACGUCUUUUUCCGAUCUUAUACCCGAAUGAAGGGUAUUGCUCGGUUUCAAAAAGUUUCUAAUUGUAAAACUUUAAAAUACCGUGAAAUGGCCGUUCAUAACUCGUCAUGUCUCUGCAUUUACCAGUGUGGCUUGUAAAGGUAACAGUGUGGUUCAAAUACACUGCUAAAUUUUAUGAACCCUCCAUGACCUCCUCUUAAAACGGUAGAGAAAUGUAUCGUUUUCCGUACGCGGAACUUAUACGGCAUGUAGCUUGGGAACCCUGGGUGCAAUUCUAACGGCAGGUUGGGUUGAAAAUUAUUCGGGAAUUAAAAAAGACUUAUAAAACUAAAAAAUACCCUUUCUUCGAGUAUAAAAUUAAAAGAAUACGCAAUUUUCUACUGAAUGAGCAAAAUAACGAAUACUUUUAUGCAUGUUUUCUACGAAAUAUAAUCAAAUCUUUAAGGGCAGCAAAAAUUAAUGAAAAUUGCAUGUUACAUAAGCAGUAAUUUUUUACGGAGUAUGGUUUUUGCAUGCUGCUGGAAAGGCAUUUUUUCGAAAGCCGGCGUCCUGAGGUAACUGAAUUAUUAUAGAAUUAUGCUGCACACCGACUGGUUUUAAAACCCCAGCGAAUUAAUCUUUUAUAAACGGAAAGACAUUUCGGAAUUUCUGUUGAGAUUUCAUGACUUAGACCACUUACUGUACAUAGGUUACGCAAAUAUUUUCAUGAUAACCUAAGUCCAUUAUUAUAAGUAAUUUGUGCAAGUCUUUCUGGUCUAUCACGGUGAAAUUGGGGACAACUGAAGGAGAUCUUGAAUGUGUACUUAAAGUGUACCUUUCCUCUCUUUGUCUGCGAGCACCUGUGACGUAAGAUCUGUCUCCAAGUCAGGCUGCACCAGUGGCAGCAUAGCUUAGCUGCCCAACACACCAGUUCGCUCCAGGACCUGAGUCUUAAUAUCCGACCCUGCCACUUCGUAUGAAAUCGUUCGAAAACAUUUUCGGCCGAAGCGUGUUGGCCUUCUCUCCUGACCUUGGAUUUUCUUCACAUCUCCGGAUCAGGACCCUUUACACCUCGAGAUUCUUGUUGAUGCCAAGGUACAGUGACUUCGGGCUACAUAUGGUGACCUGGCAAACUCACGCUGCAUUCGUACCAUUUAUUUGGAUCACCCGUUAGACUGUGGCAUUACAGUAACAUAAUUUGUCCACCGUUAAGAGAAGGUUAUUAAUGACAGACUUUGAGCGUGGGAUACAUCCAAUCAACAAAGGCCGUUUACCAUGUGUAGAUGGUUCAUCCGGAAGUGGUGCAUCCGAAAAUAAAAUUAUCUAAAAGUCACUGCAAGCCCCGUUCAGUGGAAAUUCGUUGUCACUUGAAACCGACACUUGUGGGUUUCUGUACACGUACAAUCCCAUCCUCUCUGUAUCCCGUAUGUUUAAGUUGGAUCACGUAUAUUUGCUGCAGUUUAAGAGGAAUCAACUAGGCUGUUUGAGUCAGGCUUUAGACUGUCACGGGUUGUCUGCCUUCGCGUAUAUCUCCUGAACAAUUAGCAAGCUUUUCAAGCCACGGAUCCCGCUAGUGGUUAAUAUCGUAGCUGCGGAUAAGACUGUAUUUGAUGCGCGGGAACUGGUUGUCACACUGACCACAACUUUAAAUGUCUAGUUACUCUAAUUUUGUCACUCAAAUCUGACUCCAACUGGCGCCGCGAGUGUGCUGAAUGCGUCCAUCGUCCACUAGUGACCGGGGGGGGGGGGCGAAGCCGGCUUAACAGAGCCGAAUCUGUAAACAAAUAGUUGAUUCAGUCAGCCUGCAUUUCACCAGCUACUCGAUGACUUCAAGAUGGACAGACGCGUUUUUAUCUCUGGACCACCAAAAGCGCCAGCAAAAAGCAGCUCCACCUGUGAGGUCCAUUUAUGGACGUGUGACUGUUUUCAGCUGUAAAAAAGCACUGACAGUAUACAAAAUAAAUGUUUCGGCCGGGAUUUUAUGGCACCUGUCAGUCUCUUUGGCGUCUCUGAUGCGCUUUACUGGCGGAAUGUGACCUAGUGGCUUUUGUUCACGCAUAAAACAAGUUAAUGUUUUCAUCAAACUCAUAGUUUGUUUAAAUUAUCUGGAGGACGGGACUGAAACUGUAGAGAGAAGUGGACUUAACUGGAUUCGUUUGAGAAUUCAGUAGUAAAAUCUGCCGGACAUGGUAAUCACCAGACAUAUGACUGCUCAAUAAGGACUACAUCCUUGUGAUGUCCUACGUUUUCGCAUCUGUUUCCGAUGAUGGCCUCGGAGCACGAAUACGAAUCGUCGGGUGAAAAAACUCUUGUUUCAUCGAGUCAAUCACUUUCUUCUUAAACACUGCCUGAACAUCUUUCUUACGUCUGUAUCUGAUGAAAAAAGCUUGCAAAGAUAAGUCACCAGUUUUCACUCAUCUUUUGAUAUUUUAGGUAUGCUAUGAGCAUUUUACCUUCAGUCAACGAUAUCGUACCCAAACACGGGUAGUAUUUCUGACGAUGCUGUCCUUGGAGGGAGCGUUUUCCUGUGACUUCUGAGGGUGUCUGUACUGUUUUGGAAGAGAAUCGGGCAUUUCUCAUGCAGAAUAGCCCUCACUUGCCUUUUAAAGAUCAAAGGCGUUCGGCACAAACGAUAGAUAAUGUCAUUGCCUGGUUUUCUUACGGUCGAGCAUCCACCCCACUAAGUCGGUUGCCUACGUUACUAUAUUUAGCUGCACACCAAAUCAAAAUAAAGCAUACUAUGUUGUACUGUAAACAGGUAUUGGUAGGAGAUUCCGGAAAAGUGGUAAAAUUCCACGAUUAUUAUCCCUUCCCGGAUGUUGCACUUGCCGAUACCUUAGAUUCGUUUGUUUGCAUUCUCCGUUAGUCUGACUGGUUUAGUUUAAUUUCUGACUCAGCUUUAAUGGUGCUUAUUUCUACUAACCAUUUUACCCUUUUUACUAAGUACGUUGAUAGGUUCUUCUAAAUUAUUUCAUAGGAAAAGGGUUUGUCUGCCGGUAUUCGGGUGUUGGGGACUACAGCUGCCCGCGAAUAGUGGAAAUCCGUUUGAAUUACAUCCGGUUUUCUUUUGGUGUGUUUUUGAGGUAAACUAUGCAUUCGGCAUCCAUCAACCUCGAAUAUUUUAGCGUACACACAGACUCAAAUGUGGCUUCGUGAAAUUUUAAAUGAAAUUUUAAAAUGUAUUCUCAUUUUAAAAAUUAUAUGGGUAGAAAUGAAAGACUGACAAUCACGCAUCAUAAGCCCAGAAUAUUUCACUCACACCAGAAUGCCGACUUCUGAAUGACCUCUCGUCGGCCGCCUGAAAAACAUCAAUCCUAUGAAAAGAAACGCGGAAGAAAGAUACAUUUUCUCCUUGAUUUUCGACGCGCGAAAACAUUUUCUUAUAUGUGUUCGUCGGCCAUUUACAUUACCGUCAAAUCGCACAAUUGGUUAAAUGGAAUCUUUGGUGUAAAAAAUCUUUUCCAACUGCCGGAUUGGUCGGAGCUUAUUUCGUAGCCGUAGCUACAGUAGACAAACUCCAGCCUAACUGCUAACUCUUGCCCCCGGAUGAUUUGGAUCAUGACCUGUAGUCGAACUUGCGUUGACGAUUUCCUAGCUACACGCUGCAUGCAUUCCGUGUGAGGAAAAUCAUACAUUACCCUAGGCCAUCAUGAGAGCUCCAUAUAGGGUUUACAAACGUGCACAAAGAUGUGGACCAAUUUGCUUAUCCCCAAGGUAUCAUUAGUUAAAGGGACAUAUGCGAUGCUGUAAGAGUAGACAUUUAAUACCCUUAAAAAUAUCACAAUAACAAACUGUGUAAACCGAAAGACUCGCUCAUAUCAAGCCUAAAAUUAGAAGAAGACGCCAUCCAUCACCGGACGAGUACAAAAUGGGGCCAUUCUGGAGAAUGAUUUCAGUAAGGCCAUUAAAAAUUAAUGGGAAAAUUCCACACUAACUAGGUAGUCAUUCUUAAGCAGUGUGUCUCUUGUGAGCCGGCAGCCUAGUGCGACUGACUUGUCUCGGGAUUAUCCGGCACCUCACUCAUGCAAUCCUUUUUAAUUGAAAACACACUUCAGCAUUCCUGUUAACAUGGCUUAGAUAGGCCACUACAAUGUCCUCUGCAAUAUGGAAAGAUGAAUCUCCAGCGCCUAGUUGCUGUGGCAUUUAAUAAUCAUUUUGCGGUCAUACUACAUUCGGCUUCUCAGCGAGACUGCCAAACUCGUCACUGAGUCAAGAACCAUUUUUUGACAUGACUUACUUAUCAAAUGUACAGUGCUUCAAGGUCUCCACCAUCUGGUAUAAAACAAAUAAAUCGAAACCAUCCCACUCAUUUUUUAUAAGACCGCUACGAGGGCUACAAAGAAGGGGAAUAACCCCAUGCACACUUUUACAUUAUGUGGGUUUUAUCUGUUGGAAAUGAAAGAGGAAAUACCGACUUCAGAAGGCAUGGCAUUCAUAUGACUGCUGGUAUGGUAUAAACUGUUAUUAAGGGCAUACAUAUUGACCGUUACUUGGGAGAAUUUUGUUCCGCAGAGGCAGUUUACUUAACAGUGAAGUAGGCAGUUGUUUAAAUCAUUAUUUUGUCUAACAACAAAACUGAUACGAUCCAUACUGUGCUGGGAAAAUUCCCCAGAUUGUUGUCAUUUGCCCGUAGCCUUUAAACAAAUUAGCUAAUGCCAUCAACGAACAGGCACGCCUUUUACUAUGGAUUUCGGUUUGUGCACUAUGUAAUCCUAAAACCGAGCAAACACAAGUACCAUGGUAGUUUACGAACAACCGAAAGGAAGCGCGAUGGACUUCAGACGUAUGGUUUGGUCCUUGAGCUGGCCUUGCAGCUAUGACGGUAAGCUACGGUUAUCAGUCAACAUGACCUGUUUCUUUGAUGGCGAGACGAUGGCAGCAGUCUAAUUUUUAAUAAAAAACUGGCUGCAAAACUUCCGAAGUGUCUUAAAGACUUUCAUAUAUUACAACACAUAUUUAUAUAAAUAUAUAUGCGAACGAAGGCAGUAUUCAAUUCAGGAUGAACAGUGCAGGCUAGAAAUCGAAAUAUUGAAUUAUACCCACUGAUUUUCGAGCUGAUUACAACGACACGUUGUCAGACAAAAUAACUAGUAGGAAGUUAGACAUAUAUUUCAUUAUUUCUUCAUAGAUUGCACAUUAACUCCGUUAUGCAUGCAUAUAUAAAAGUAAGGAUUCAAGGUCCAGCUAAAUUAUCCUGUUCAUCAUCCUUAAAAUGGAAAGAAUAAGAAAAAGAGUUGCUUCCAUGGACAACACUGUAUUUGUGCUGACAUAUCGGAAACGUCGUACUUCCCAAACAAAUUUUCCGAAAUAUCGGCACAAGUACAGUGUGGUCAAUGGAAUCGCCCCGUUUAAAUCUUCAUCUAUUUUAAGGUUAAUUAAAAGGAUGUUUGCAUGUAUAUACGAAUAUGUGACGGCUCUGUCUGAAUUGCAUAACUUUGGGAGUACAUAUGAUGGCGAAUAUGUCAUCUUCGUGGGUAGGUAAUGACCUCAUGCUCGAUGGUGGUCUUUGGAUGGGCUGUGAACUUUACGAAAUUGACUGAGACGCCGUCAACCCACGAUGCAACAAGUCAUUUGAGGUGACCUUUCGUGCUGCUCAUCAUUGCAGCGCGCAUUAAGAGCAUGCAACAUCAUUGCGAGAUUUUUUCGUUUCAAUAGUUUAUUUUUACUCAGGACGCCGCCAAAUAGUAAAAAAAUCAAUCAGCACUUUGAGAGUUUAUAACUGGAUCAAUUAGACAGGUAUUGCUGGCUGAGAGCUAUUCAACAGCAUCACAGAUAAUAGGUUGCUUUAAUUCAUGCGGCAACCGUUAAGCAUUUAUAUUAAACUUAAUGAAAACAAAGUAAUAUAGAGGAAUGGAGACUUUCCUACUCCGGAUGCUUUGGGCUAAUAUCCAAGGAGGUUAGGGCUAGUGUUAGGGUUAGAGAUAGGGUCAAUCUUGGGUUUCGGGGAGGGUUUGGGCUAAAUUAUGGUUAGAAUUAAAUUUAGGGUUAGGAUUAAUGUUUGGCUGGGUUCCUGACAGAGUUAGGAUCAGUAAGCGGGGAUGUUUACCCAUUUUCGAAUCUUUUGUAGGACCAGGUGUUUUGAGUGGGGGAGGUGAAAGAAUUCCCACUCUUGCGUAUUACCAAAACCAAUUCUCAAUAGUAGGUAUAUUUACCGUAAUGACUUCUGGUGUAUAUGCUUCUUGCAUUUAUCUCAUAUUGAGUUAAAAUGAUGCCGACAAAAUCUCUUGAACUGACCUGUUAAUGAUACAUAUCGAAUCGAAGUUUUACGUAUUUAAAUAUUCUACCUCAGUUUAUCCAGCUAACGUUCAUUAUGCCUGCCAGUGAUUAUGGGAAACAGUCAUGCGAGCUUCGUCUAAAGCGAUCCUAUAGUGAGCAGAAUACGAUCAUCAUUCAAUAUCAGAACUGAGGCCCGCGUUUUCUAGUUUCUGAUCAGACCUACAAACUGCACUUUGUCACGAGUCCCAGCCGUGUCUACGUUCGCGACAAUAUGUGCACCUUGAAGCAUGACUUUCAGCUCUGGUCACCAAGUCUUUUUCAGCGUUACUUGACCUAACGCGCUUGAUUUCAAUUUAUGGAGGCAGAGACGAUGAAAAAUUGUCCCAACAUCUAUGCAGUGUAGUACAAUUUUGUCUGCGUUUUAGAAAGUGCAUACCAUUUACUUCGAGAAAUUUCAGCCCCUAUUCAUAAACCUUCCUAGUGACUUAAAUUACUGUGAAAAUUCGAAACUCAUAAAAACCUGGCUUAUAAUUUCGUAUCGCCAACGGUUUUCAACGCCUAAGCCCUUUCGUGUCGAAUGGCCGAGUUUCGCCCCAUCAAGGGAGUGGACGACCACUUAACUGCCAUGAAUCUCGAUCGAUUAUCGACAUAACAGAGUCGGAGUGAGUAACCUUCAAAUUGUGAGGGAGGGGGAAGAACCACGCUAGUCUGCGCUGUGAUUAUGUCAGUUAAAAAAACACUGGAAAAACAAAGCUUGCAUUUUACUGGUUUGGUCUUGCAGGGACUCACAGAAAUUAAUCACAUUCAUUUCUGUGAUUUCCACCUACUACUCAGGCCUCAUGAGUAAUUUCCAUCUGAACAUGCUAUUCCACGCAAGCCAGGAUAAUUAAAUGCGAUUUCUGCAGUCGCUGAUUCCAAUACUAGCAGAAGGCUACAAGAUGGCAAUACGCUAGACUUCCGGAGUAGCACAAGGUGUAGAACGAAUGGCCACUGCGGUUGUCUGGACAUUUUAUUGCAGUGGAGGGACAUUUUCGUGGCAUCUAAUGCCAGAGAGGGUGCACUUUAUCGCCCGCAGAUCCGGCAGUUCGUCUGAAUUUCUUUUAAGUUUCUGACAAUGAAACUUCUUUUUGCGGUAUCUGUCAACGCCUGCCCUGGUCUAGUUACUCUAUUGAUGGCGCCACACACAUUUAAAACAAAUAAAAAGAAUGGCUUUGUUUAUCGGCAGUCAAAGUUCGCUGACGAAGUCUGAACUGUUUACAGAUACUAGGCACCAAUUAUAAUGGUCAUACUGUAAGACGUACGUAAAUUCUAGGGUGCAACUUCUCUUAGAAAGCAGGCCUGAAACAGAAGAGGGUCUACCCAUGCCCGAGGCGCUUAAAUAUAAUUUGUUUUAAGACUGAAUAUGACACACUGGUCUGCCUGUAAUGGUAUGUUUGUCCCUGAGUGUACGUCUCACGCAAUUACACCAUAAUGAAUGUGUGUGUGUGUGCGUAGUGCUUCCGUUCCAUGGUUGAUAGAACGUGACUCUGUGCGCGGCUAGGCCAUAAAUAGCAUACAAGGCUUAUCAGCGAGGUGUGAUAAAUCGCCAAGCCGACUUCUGACCGAUCGGCGCCAUUUGCACCUUCCCUCCGAACACUUCUGACAGCCGUAAAUAGAAGAUAAAUUGGUUUUCUUACUGGUAGAAAUGAUUAUAGGUGUCGAAAUGUAAGGAGCUUCGAAUAAACUGGGUCGAGUCGUGACCGUAUGGCUACAUAAAAUAUGCCAGGAAUGAUCAUUCUAGUCUCCCCUUUCACCAGGAAGACUUAGGCGAAGGAGUUUCGGAGCUAUAAAAAUACAUAAGUGUCCGCCCCUUCAUCAGGGCGGAUUGAAAAACGGCAUUUAUAUGUGACUUCUGCGUGGGUUGCGAAGGCACGACGCAAAUGGCGUAUGAUUCGGAGGUUAGAGCUCACUACCCAACAGAUUAUGAUACAGAAUACCGAAAAUUAUUAAAGGAUAUGACCAUUUUCUUCUUUUGGACACAGUUCUGCUGUUAGUAUUCGGAGUCGGCCUAGAUGAUUUAGAGGAUGAUGACCUGCCACUUGAUGUUGGAACAUAUAAUCCGCCAAUGAGUUGCAUGAGAAGAAUAUUUCGAGCAAAAUAAGUUUUGGGAAAUAUAACACACUUUAUUUCAUAGUUUUUCGACUCAGAUUUUCAGGUUGUCCCCCGACAUGAAGCAAAUGUUCAAAACGGCCAUUUAAUAAGACACGCCCAAAAUCGUUAUUGUUUUGUCAUUCCUGCCAGUCAGCCACUCCGGUGGUUUGACCUCACGUUCUACCAGGUAAGGUAACCCAAAAAUGUUGUAAACGAUGCGUGUUAAGACAAGAAUUAAAAGCAAAAGACAGGGAACUAGACUGAUUCGAUGAGGCGCCCAAACUAAAAACGGGAGUGCAAUUCCGCACAUUAAGAAAGUGUCCGAAUUCGGCGAAAGACAUCUGGGGAGGCACCAAGUAUACACGGUGCAUAAACUGAGGAUUACGCUAUAGCAGCCAGUUUCUACACCAUAAAAAUAGGAUUUACUAUUUGGAUAAGAAAGACGUUGGCUCUAAGAUUCUAUGCGGCACCUACGAUACAGUUUACUCUGGCCAAACCGGAAAAUCUACCUUUACUCACAUAAGCGAAUACUAACUGGCAUUAAAAAGGCGCGACCACUUGUCUCAGGUUGCCAAGCAUAUACUAUAACCUGGGCACAACGUAGCCUGGAGCAAGAUUCGUUUUAUAGGUGCCUAUUCAUCUAAGAAAUACUGAGAAUUUUUAGAGGCCAUUUAUUUCGAUAAGUCAUGCAUCAAUCGGCACAUCUAAUCAGACGACGUGUACAAUACUAUCAAGAAAAAUGGAAAAGGUGCUGGCCAAUCAGAGCCUUACGCCAGCACACAGUAACACUUCGCUAACACGAAUGACAGAGCGAUAUCGAUUUUUUGAAAAUGCUUUAAUCGUGACUGUUUCACACUUUUACUGAACGUCUGAGGACGGCUUGUGGAACUAGAGUCGAACAGUUGUAAAAUAAAGUUGUUUACCUAUCUCCAAGAACUUACUUCAUUCGAAACAUUUAAUUUAAUGACUACGUUCCUGCAAAGCAGUUCUCAGCUAUACCUGCACAGAGAUAGGCAAUAACGGUGGCCGCCGAUGGAGGCGUGGAAGGUGAAGCAUGGAGCUGUUAGAGGAAUAGCACGGUCGUCUGCUGUUUCGUACCACCGGUAUCAGAGUGCGAGAAAUAUUCAGGUUCAAUAUGGGGCCCUCAUCGUGCACUGCUAGUUUUACACUUCACAAGUAUCCUUGAAACAUUUAACUCACAGCUGAUAUUUCGUAGACGACGGUAUGCGACUUCAUAGAUGGGACUGACGGUGGCCUGAAUAUCAUAGCGAUCUGCUUUACUUUAUAGCAAGUAGAACCCUCCUAGGGCUAGUGAAAAAAUCAAAUGUCUGUUAAUAUCAAAUGCAGGCAAAGGGCGCCGAAUAUCAAUCAGUAUGCAGAGUCGGAAGAAUGAAGAAAAUUGUAAUUUCACAUCCAAAUAGUCAAUCAGUUUCCUUGUUAAUAUCUGUCCACCGUUAUUCCUAACAGAAUGGACUCUCGAAGGGAAGGGGUGUACUUAUAAGUGGCACGUUUUUAUGCAGCUACUGCGGCGAACUAUGGCCUCAAAACUCAGUGGGCCCCGGCUGAGACUAAUUAAUCCGCAUAACCACUGGAGCAAUGACUGUUGAUACGAGGAUGGCAGAGUGCCUUCGCAAUCUUCCCCUCAUCUUUUGUGACGGCCCUCCUAUAAUGACCGCCCAAACUGAUUGCCCCAAAUGUUGCGGAUUUGGGUCUUUCUGCCUCGGCAUAUUCGUCCGCCACCAAGUAGAUGACUAAAUGGUCUCAAUGUCAGAUUUCAGAGGAUGAUUGGAUACUUGGCACUUAAACCACGUCCCAGCGACAGUCGAAUGCCUGUGAAAAUGUGGGCACGUUGUAUGUGGUUUUGAAAACCACCGGAAGCAGCAACGGUGAUUCGUCGUUCACGUUGCGAUGAAUGCAGAAAUCGCCACCGUAUGUAGCAUUCCCGGACAAUAAUGCGUGGUCACAGCGUUGGCUAGCUAAAAAACAUUUUUUCACUGCUUGUAUGCAACGGCGGAGAGUUCUACCAUCGUAGGCGCCUUGGAGGUCCCGGCUAGAUCGCUCAGACCACUUGGAAGAGUAAGCAUCUACAGGCCACUCUCAGCGCUCUGCGAAAUGGAGUCGAGUCCUCAGGGAAGGAAGGAAUAUUGCACCGACUACCGGCUUCAUGCCACCUAAUCAAACGGAACGGGUUAAAGUCUGUAGUGGCUGCAUGUGAUAAUCGGCUGGCGAUGUCUAGAUUCGUCCCCAAACCAUAAACCACCUACGAAAUUCUGACUUCGACUAGACAGCGUUUUGGUGGUUGGUUGAGGCUACAGCCCCGUUUCAAGGUUCAUACAAGGGGUACGCCCACAAAGAGACUUGCCAAUGACCAGCCUCACUGUCGGGCGCGAGGACAUACUCCUAGGAAUGUCGGUGAAGUGAGAAACGCAAAUGAGGCGAUCGGAUGACACUGCCUGCGACCAGAAAAUGGCUCAGGAUCCACCCCCCCCCCAUUCGAGAUCCACGCUGGGAAGGCCGUGGGGGGAGAGGAAACGAAGGCUGUAAGUGUGCUGGAGAAACGUGGACAGCGUAAGGAGUUCUCCGAAGAUACGCAGCCGAACUAUCCCACUUCUCCAGGCAGACGCUACUUCGUCUAGCGAUGUUGUUGCACCAUCGAAGACACAAUGUGCCGAAAGGUUUACUCGUAUUCGAAUAAGCCGUUUUGCAACAUUUUAUGGCGAAAUAUUUAGCAAUAGGUGAUUCCUCAUCGAUCGGUAAACGGGAGGACGGAAAAGUAUUUUUGUAUAAAAGGCUUAAUGAGAGACAAUGAACGAUCGCAAACAAAGAAGUAGCCGCGACAAGGACGAGGGAGUCUGAGAUACCGAUUUUUGGACUCUAUACCACCCGCUUAAGUAGGCCAUAUCUCUUGAGGGGAGUUUCAGGGCAAAGGAAAGCUCUCAUAUGGUGUCUUAUAAUCAGACCAAAUUUGGCUCCUCAUGUAGAGGCAACGAUAGGGUGUAGGACCCCCAACUAACUUCAGCUAGCCUGUGCACCGUGUCAUACGUUGAAGGGUGGUAGAGGAAGUUUACCGAAUGUGGCAACACACAGAACGGAGAGCUAUAAGACACAGAAAGUAGAUAAAUUCUUGCUAAAUGUCAUAUCGUACGCUGUCGUUUUUGGGAAAAAAAUGAGCGCGAUAAGCAAAAAGCAAUUUUAAAUGUAAAUAACUUUGAAUGAAGCGCCGCUCUAUAGUUUACAUUUAGUCAGGGAGAGAAGUAAAUUUCGUACAAUGGGAACGGCGAAUAAUAGGUGAUGCUUGCAGACACACAUGCAUUUCAACAUUACAGAAGUACACAGAAAGACUCUAACUAAUGGAAGUCGAUGACGUGAUAAAUGUCAGGUUUCAGUAGCAAAUGAAUGUAUGUACAUUUUGCCAGACGUGAAUAGAAAACCACCGUAGUAUUUCGCAUGUGGAGAGUAUUGGACAAAACGUUGCUUUUAGAUCAACAACCGCCCAAUUUAAUAAACGCACUCUUUUUAACCACAACAGCCAUUUAGUCAACGAAGCAAGUUGAACUCGUUGGGCCAUCGACCGGUGCUUCUGGCGAUUCCACCAUGGGCGAGUCGAGUUCUUCGCUCAUGUCAGACGAUAUAUGACAAAGUCAGAGAGUUCAUUUCGUUUACACUGCGUGCUAAACGUCAGAACUCGUCCGGUCAGCACAGAACAGAACCUCCGUUACAUCGUUGUGUUGGGUACUGAUUAGGGAUGUAAAUAUUAGUGGCGCAACGCUGAUUGACUGUCUGUCAUAUCUUUAGGCGAAAGAUGAUUGACACAGAGGAACAAACGUCCGGCUGUGUCGGGCUCCGGAUUUUAGUGGGUUACCUUGACUGAUGCUCCAACUGUUAAUUUGCUGACUGUUUCACUAAUAUCACGUCUUAUCUGUUCUUCAAGUAAAACCCCGAAAUCCAGCAAUUCUAGGUGGAGGGCUACUCAGAUUACAGUAGGCUUGCAUUGCAUGACAGGAUGAUAUACUAUCAAUUGAACUUACCUACCAGUAGAUGUGGGUGCGAUGUCUAGAAGAUAGCCCAAACAGCACCAGUUUGCAAAUGCCACCGUUUCAAUGCCGUCUCUAUAGUUGUGUUACACCCUAGGGCUGCAAAUCUUUAAGCGACUGCUAUGCCAGGAUCGGUAAACCAUGACCUUCGCAGCCUGGUCUGCGCUGGCAGUUUUCUGACACCUGGUUCCAUGCUGAUAGAUAAGCUAACGUUCCCGUGAGCAUGGUUACCUAGUCAUCCUUUUCUUCUUUCUGGCACCUUCUGGUGUUGCAGUUGUAGGUCAAAAUCCUAGACAAGUUUGGUUUGUUUCAGGGGGUGGGGAGUGGGGCGACAAGUUGCGAUCUCGGCCGCACCAUUUACCCGCGUCCUCCCCGUCUCCUGUCUUUUGACUUUGUCUUAAUACCGCGUCCGGGCGGGUGAGGAAAAAGUGCGAUAGAUUCAGCGAAUGUCUGCGGUCGCUAUAAACUAAUCUACGCGCAAGUCACCGUGCCAGCCUCACUGUUCUGUGGAGCACACGGUGGACAUCUUUGAGCACAAUGGUCAAACUGCCUUACAUCUCAAUAUUCCACAAUCUUCCACUUUAAUGUUUCCUCUUUCGAAUUUUAUGGACUCAGACAAAGAUUCGAUCAUUGUUUUUUAGCUAUAGUUCCUUGUGUCUUAUGAAAUGCUGACCGAAGUUUUGAAAUACGUUGUGGACUAGAAAAUAUUACUUACACUUCGUGGCCUAUCGAGGAGUGGUCACGGAGUGCGCAUUAAAACGCUUGCAGCACACGAGCCGCCACUCCGCACCACCGAAAGCCAUACUGCGUAAAAGAAAUGACCGAUCCUCAGGGGAGGCCGUAGUUGGGUUAGUACGUUAAUUUUUUAUUUCACAGAAAAGCAUAAAAUCAGAAGACGACUUUAUGACAAGUCAGUUAGUUAAAAACUAUGUAACUGACAGCGGGAAAGGAAAAUAUGAUAGAACGACAAAAUGGUGAACCACAGUAACAAAUACAUCGUUGAUUGUACUUUUACUGUUGAAAUUCCCGUAAUUCUGAUGAACAUAGAGACUAUUAAGAUGUAUAUGGCUGUUUGGGUUGUGUAAUUGCAAAACACAAAAUCCAGCUCUAGCUGCCAUAAAAUUGUGUCGUUUUUCUUUCGAUAAGUGGAAAGAGAUUUUUAACGGAGGGACAGGAAUAAAUAGAGUGAAUGGGCUAACUGAUGAAAUCUCAACAGAAUUUCCGAAAUGCGUUUCCGUUUCAAAAAGAGUAAUGAAGUAGGGUUGUAAAAAUAAUCAUUAUGCAGCAUAAUUCUAUGGUAAUUCAGGUAUCCCAGGAUGUCGGCUUUCGAAAAAACGUCUUUCCGACUGCAUCCAAAAACCAUACUCCGUAAAAAAUAACUACUUAAGUAAAUGACAUUUUCUCAUUGACUUCCGAUGCCCCUAAAGAUUAAGUUAUAUUUCAUGGAAAACAUGUAUUAAAAUAUCCAAUCUUUUGCUCAUUUGGUAGUAAAAUACUUUUUCUUUCAAUUUCAUGAUCGAAGAAAGUGUGUAAUUUGAUUUCUUAAAACUUUUCCGAUUUCUAGAUAAUGUUGAACACAACCUGCCGUCACACUCGCAUGCAGGGUUCCCAAACUACAAGCCGUAUAUUUUCUGCGUAGAGAAAAACAUACAUUUCUCUAUCGUGUUAAGAGGAGACCAUAUGGGGUUUAUAAAAUUAAGCAGUGGAUUUGAACCACAUUGUUACUUUUACAAGCCACAUUGUUAAAUGCAGAGACAUGACUUUUAUGAAGGUCCAUUUCACGGUAUUAAAAACUCUCACAAUUAGAAACGUUGUGUAAAACCGAAUUAUACCUUUGCUUUGCGUAUAAAAUUGGUAGAAGACGUGAUUUGCUACCAAAUAAGUGAAAGAAUAAUUGGCUUUAUGCAUGUUUUCAAUGAAAGAUAAUAGACUUUUUAAGGAUAUCAAAAAUCAGUGAGAAAGUUGCAUGCUACUUAAGUAGUCACUUUUUGCAGAAUAUAGUUGUUGCAUGCAGUCGAAAAUAAAUGCAUUCGAAAGUCGACAACCUGAGGUAACUGGAUCAUAAUCGAAUUAUGCUGCAGGUUGAUUAGCUUUACAACCCUACUUAACUAAUCUUUUCGAAACGGAAACGCAUUUCGGAAUUUCUGUUGAGAUUUCAUGUGUUAGCCCACCUACUGUAUGCUUGCAGGCCGCAUGCGGAAAGAGUGGUUGUUGUCUAAAAAUUAGAUUAUUGACGUAGGCUAAAGUAGAAUCAUACCUGCUUUGAACGGUUAACGGGGGCGUUAUCCUGAAACAUCGCAUUGUUUAUUAAAAUUCAAUGAAUACCGUUUUAGCCAAAGAAUUGUUUACGAGAUCGAUGAAUACCCUACUAUUAAUGAUCUCGGUUGUCAACCACCAGACUAGUCGUUCUCUGCAUUUCAUGGCCAUCCUAGCAAUCAGGCGUCGGCAGUUCUUGAAAAUCGUUGUCGUUAAAGUGUGUUCUCGUGGAAAGAUUUUCACAUACAUAACCACCUGCGCCUACCACGAGGUAUUGUCCGAAAAUAAAACCACAUCAGGAAAGUAAAUGUUCUACCUCUUAUGAAAGUCCACGGUCAGUAAAAUCGUAAGCAACCAAGAAACGUUCUCUGAUAAGUUUUUUUGUUCGGAAAUGGCUUGUUCUUAGUGAUUUGUGGAUGUAAGCUGGAGAGUUGUUGUCCUUUUUCUGCUACGCUCGGAAAGCGUUGUCAGUGUCAGGCGAAUAGAAUAGUCGUCUUGCCUGCCGUUGUACCGUUUUUGUUUGCAUAAUUCCAGUCAUUAAUCUAUUAUUUAUAACUACCCGCAGAGUGGUCUGGCUGAUAUUUAAGAUAUCAGCUAUCAACACACGGGGCAGUCGACGUAUAUAGGGCGUGCCUUGACAUCACCUCAUGGCGUAACACGUGAAAGCGACUGCAUAUCACUGAUGCUUCAUAUAUAUAUGUGUUUACACCUACCAGUUCUCGAUGUGAUCAAAGAAACAACUGAUAAUCAAGAAUACCAUUGCGUUUUUUUGGUACAUAAUCAAAAAUGUGUAGGAUGAAAUUUUUAGUGCAAUGGUAUAGAGAAGGACCCCACCAAACUGUCAGUAGACUGUGGAUCGUGCCUUAGGUAAUUUAUGGUAAAGGAAGUUUUACGACUGGGGCACCCGGCUAGACAGUAAGCUGACAAAAUAUGAGAAAACGCAAACAUUGCCCGAAUUUAUCCGAAAGUCUUAUUAUACAAUAUUGCACGACAACGAAACUGAGAAGAGUAAUAAAAUGCUCUAACCACUUGAGCUACGAUGACCCACCGGACGACGCGAGUUUAAUCCCAUUUGGGUAGAGUUACCCAUCCAACCUUCUGCAAUGUCUGGAAUUCACCAAAUCUGAUACAGUAAGUUGACUGCUCAAACAGGAUUUUCUACGUAAUUAACCUAGAAUCCACCACAUGACUUGGAGGCUCACGUAAUUCAUAGAUUUUUGACUGCUUUCACAGUUGGGUCAAUAUGAAUUAUUGAAAAUCUGCCAAAAAUCUAUGAAUUAAGCGAUCUUGGUAGUCAUCUGGUGGAUGCUAGAUGAAAUACUUAGGAAAUCUUGCCUGGGGCAGUCCACUUACUGCAUUAGCUUUGGUGGAUUCCAGACACCGCAGAAGGAUGGGCGAGUAACUUGACCCAAAUGUGAUUAAACUCGCGUUGUCUGGCGGGGCCUCGUAGCUCAGGUGGUUAGGGCGUUGACUGUACUAGAGCCUUCCCCGAAUCACACUGAGUCACCGAGUUUUUCACAUUUGGGUCAAUAUGAGUUAUUUAAAAUCUGCCAAAACAUCCAGGAUUCUGUUUUAUUAUACAUAUUAAGCACCUGAACAAACUCAGAAAAAAAAACUGCAGGAUCUGUCUUAUUUGAGAAGACAAACCAGCUCCAGCGUCGUAUGCAUGUCGAUCGUCAGUGGAUUCUCAGUUUGCUUUACUUUGACGCUUAUUUACCACCAUGUCCGGCCGGGAAUUUGAGCAACACCAUUAAAGGGAGCAAACCUUUGAUUUAUCGGGCUUGCUAUGCUGGUGUUUGGUGUUACAGGACAGUGUCCAUCAGACACAUUGCUGUAUAUUUCCUCACGCGAUAACUCUCUUCUAACCUUAGUCACGUCGGUUAAACAAGUUCGUAAGCUAAACGCUUGACUCAAGUGCGACGCGUGUAGUUGAUUUUUAACCCACCCCCAGUCUGUCGUUAUUUACUCACGUUAUUUGCGGCAGCGAUUGGUGCCAGUAGGAAUUCAGUUUCUAACUGUCACGAAAUCUUUGCUAGAAGUACUCCUGAAAUACUGAAAAACUAUCUUUCAUAUGAUUUAAUAAAACUCGGAACCUCGCUCAUCAUUUACCGAAAAAUUUGCAUGACGUCUCCUGCGCAGAAACCGUUUAUUUACAUCCCUGAAUGCACAGGUACAUGAGUGCAGGCACACAAAACUGUCAGAUUAAAUUUACGACCAGCUGAGCGCAUUCGGUCCUCAAAACCCCGCUUCAGUUUUCGAUUCUCGGCAGCUGGACGCGUUCUAAGCCCUAUACGAACCCUAUAGGAAUUAUGUUAGCUUCUAAGCAGCGAAGGUUCUUCUCCCUCAAAUUCCUACGUCAGUACGGACCAGAUCUCCUGCCACCUGCUCUGCGAGACUUUGUUGUUGAGGUUUUGGAAGACCGACGAAUCUCAAAGGCUCACCUAGCCGGGCUUUGGCACAACGUAGUGUGAGUUAAAAUAGCUUGUACUUUCCUUUAACAUGUGGGGGGAUUUGUUUUAAAGUAAGCGAGAAACGCUGCAGUGCAGGGAGCAAUGAAUGGUUUAGCAAUUUUGGUCGCUAGUAUCAUGCGACAUUACCGGCCUAGGUUUCUAACUGUAGUUCACUUCUAACUGCAUAAUAGACUGAGAAUGAUUUCUUGCUGUCUGAGUAACGAAAAGUUUCUUUUUAGUGGGGUGAUUUUGAAACAAGCAUAAGCAUCAGGGCUUAGCAAUACCGACACUUUGCGCCUGUCUAUCAACUGCCUCCUUUCGCUGCAUGUCAUGGAAACGGAGUAAUUGAUGUAUGGCAAGUUGAUUUUUUUUUAAAUAAAUCACUGUUGAAAACGCGGAGGUAAUUGUUCAGUACACACAGUUUAAUCUAAAAGGGCCACUUCCAAACGCAGCAUUAAGGGAAUAGAGAGGACAGCUUGCAAACAAAUAUGUACAGAGGGCUUAGGAAUAAAUAAAGUAAGGUCGGCUUUGCUUAACGACUUGCCCGGCAAAAAACAUCUUAAACUUUUUGGAAACCGAUUAAAUUUCUACUGUUUGUGUUGCAUUUGCACUCUCUUCUGAUCAGUAUGGGGGAUAGUUUUUUGAUCGACAAUGAAAACCACUGGGACUGGCAGUGGUCAGAGUCAAGUUUGCAUGACCGCGAUUCGGAGAUGAUUUUGUUCGAUUAUGUUUAUGAAAUUUAACCUCUCCUUGUAACCUGGGAUAAAAAAAGCAUAUGGAGUCUUAGAAAACACUUCGCGGACCUAUAGUUCCAAACAUUAGUCACUUUUAUCUAUAGCACGCUUCUUCAUUUUUACCUUCCCUGAAUGAUAGUCGCAAUUCCUUUGAGAAAACAGUAAGAGAAUGUGGACGAAAAACAGUACAUCCAUUCACCGCCUUAUAAAAUGUCCGCGCAGAGUCUUACUUAGCACUUCACUUAAUGGCCAUUGUGACGUGUACUUCAGUUGUCAUGAAAUUUCUCAAAGAGACUUAUUGUUAUUUAGCAAGGUACAAAUUCAGAAACCCAUCUUUUUAUGUCGUUCUUGGAAUGUGCGCAUUUAAAAAAUAGUGAUUAUUUUACGCACAAACUCUCACUUUAAUCUAGGAUGCUGCAUUGACUGUCUUUCGUUGCACAUUGUGUCAAUCUUAUGACUUUUGCCUUCUCCUUUCUGCAUCUAUUUGACAUUAAGAUGCUUAGCAAGAAAUUUUGGCGUUUUUCCUCUCCGCGAGCAUAUCGCCAGCUAAACAUCAUAAUUUAUCUACGCGAAUUUCGUUAACGGGCGACAUCUGCCAUAGUGUUACGCGCGCGUCUUGAGAUUUCACGGAAUAAAAGCAUCCCAGUUCUUUCAAAUUCUAUGUAUAGCAUAUUUACAAAUCUGUGAUUAGUCACUGUGCAACUUAAGAUCUCACAGAGAAGACUCAGCUACAUUCAAGGCAACAUAAGCCACAAAACAGACCACCACUUCGGCAACCUUUGGCAAGGCAUUUAACCAACUCGUCUGCUUCUAAUGCUACUUUGAGCGAUAUGGUUGUUGUUGCUUUGAUGGUUAAAUUUUCUUCUCUGUUCGGAUUUUUUAAUCCACCAUCGUCACAACACAAUCCCCAACCACGGAUAAAGCCAAUUCCCAUUCGGUCAAGCUUCAAGUGGAGUUUCAACGGGGUUAAUUGUAAUGGGACCUGAGAGCCCCUCAAAAGUUAACCGCAGGUUAAUUUUAUAUCCGUAAACACCCUGCAGUCAAUAUCGUGUGGUCGAUUUCACAUAUAUUAACGUUAUAGGAAAAAAACGACUUGCUAGAUGAAUACACCGAAAGAUGUAUUGCCUUAUAGUAUGUGAUUUAUGUCAUGUAACGCAUAUAAAUAACUGAAAAGUUUUUGUUCAACCGGAAGAUGGCGGACGUCCAAAGACCAAUUAUUUCAAGUAAGGGUGACGUUUUGGGAGCAAUAAUACGUUGUUUAGAAGUGAGUACUAUUCCGGAGAAAAGAGACACAAAAAAAUCUGAUAUUCUCAUGACAUGAACAAAAAUGGGCUGUAGAUGAACGCAGCUUAUUUAUGCAAACAAACGAUAAAAAAUUGCAGGGACAGAAUAACGUUUAAAGAUGUCUUCAGUAUAAAAACCUACUAAUAAUUAACGGGAUUUGAAGUGAAGCAGCUACACAACUACCUGAUAUUGCAUUACUUAUGCAAAAUAACCUUUGGAUAAUAGAAAUAAGAAAAAACUUUACAUUGUGUCGCAGGUUAAGAGGCCAAUCGGUAGCUGAGAAAGAAUACUAGGAUUGGAAGACAAAGUCAAAACAUAAUAUUUUCCGUGCAUCAAAACAAAUUUUUUAUCGUAAAAUAAUUGUACGCUUUUAUGGUAUGUCAGGUUUCCGAGUGGCCUUUGAAUAUCACUUUGUUUGCGGUUACAAGCGUUCUCAACCGGCUGCUAAACAGGAUGGGUUCCAUAAAUUGUGUCUCUAUAGACCCCCAUUUUUGAGUUGUUUUAAAUGAAAACACCCCAAUCGCGAGUUCACGGGCGCUUAAUCUAUGCAGAUGAUCGUUCGGGUCACACUUGUGGACCUAUUCAAGCAAGCAAACUGUUCGUGGGCGGUUAUUUUGGCAAAUGCUCCAUGAUUAUAGUACUACCGUUGCGAAGAAAAGUGCAUCCAUUUAGAUGCGAUUUUAGACAUUUACUAUGGGAAGAAAAUUGCAGGACUACAAAGUGCCAUCCAUUUCUGCCCCAAUCUGAAAACUCUCUCCAUCAAAAAUGACUCAGGAAGGCGUUUCCGCAGCGAGUGAAGCUGCUAAGUGCUCAUCGCUUAGACGCCGGGAAAUUAUUUCCUAUAUUUCGGUCGCUGCGUUCAAUGUGUUACGCCACUUUCAGUAAGUAUCUAUUGCAGUUGAGUUCACAUUCUUCGGAAGUAAACAUAAAAACGCUUAUGAUACCAUUAAGUAAAUAGUUCUCAGUUAAAGUUUACCGCAUUCAGAGGCAAAACGUGGUUCGGAUGGAGUAAAAUUCCUAAUUAUUGGUCGUUCCUACGCAGUCCCACAAGCAUUUGUUUUUUUUGAUUUCAUGGUUCAUAUCGUAAAGAACUAAAGUAAAUUAACAGAGAGAAUUUCGCGGUGCAUCUAGCCAUUUUUUCACGUAAGAGUUAUCAGAACCUCGUUUGUGGGUUUGUGGGACUCAAACCCACAAGAGCAAGGACAAGGCUUGAGUACGACCAACGCUAUAGCCACCUGAGCCACUGGGUGGUCAAAACGUUUUCUGUACUCUGGCCUUGCCUUUGCCGUUUUGGGUUUGCGUUCGACCAAGACCACCGAGUUUUUCAUAGCUGGAUUAAGUGAUUUAUUAAAAUCUGCCAAACGCACCAGUUAAAAAUACACUGUUCAGCGCUGAAUACGGAUUGACUGGGAUAAAACGUGAUGUCAGCUGCCCUCAUGGGCUCAUCAAAGCAAAUACAAAUGCUCGCUGCCCAAGUUGAGCGUCAUAUUACAGUAGAUGUGCUAUCUCACGAAAUAUUGACCGAAAUUCUCAGGUGUGCUUUGGUUCCACAAGAUCAUUUAAGUAGGGUUGUGGUAAUAAUUAAUCUGCAACGUAUUCCUAAGGUAGUUGAGUCAUCGCAGGAUGCCCUCAUUUGAGUGAGAUGCUCUUCGAUGGUUUGCGGGAACCAUAAUCUGCAAAAAUUACUACUUAACUAGUAUGAACUUUUCCCAUGGAUUUUCGAUGUCCAUAUAAGUACUAUAUAUUGCAUUAUGUGUUAUAUAUUACAUAUCGAAUAGCGAACUUGCGCAAGAUAUUUUGUGUACACCAUUCGUAGAAAAGUACGUGCUCUCCAAAAUUUUUGCUCGAAGAGAAAGUAAUUUCCGGUUUUCAAGAGAUUUUUCUGACAACGGUAUAGAGAGGGACCCCACUAAACUCUCAACAGACUGUGGAUCGUGUCACAUUGGGUUUUAUAAUGGCAUACAUUUGCAGGCACUGCUAACGACUAUUGCUUCCCAAGACCUCACACUUCAACAGAAAAUCCGUUAUUUUGUGAAAUUUACUUCCUGUUUAUUGCUUUUUGCUACUCUAACUUCGUUGUCGUACAAUAUCGUAAGAUAAGACCCGCGGCAUAAAUUCACGCAAUGUUUGUGUUUUCUUUCAUUUUUUCGGCUUACUGCCUAGCGUGCUGUCUCACCUAUAAAACUCCCUUUACCAUAAAUCGCGUAUGGCACGAUCAACAUUCUACUGACAGUUAACUGGAGUCCUUCUUUAUAUCGUUGCCCUUUUGCCUUCUCGGAUAAUUUUCGUCCCAUCUGACGCUGCGUCUACAUUCAGGGUUUCUAAAAUACAUGCUGAAAUUUCGAUUCUGACCCUAAAAAGUCAGCUCCCGGUUAUUUAACUCCAAAACCUGCAUUGAGUAAUUACCGAAAUUAUUCUUGCUGAGUUGCCAUUCUUAAGCAACCGUACCUCAACAACAAAGGCAAGGAGCCCGAAUUCGUCGUGUAACUAAAAAAAACUCCUCCUUCAUGCGAUUAGUCAGUCUAUUUCUUUUGUGUUUGAACCUUUUUGAGUAAAGCAUACAUCGGAAGUCUGAUUACACCUGUUUUUGUCCAUUUACACAGGCGUCCGAGUGUGGCCUUCGCGGAUUAUGACAUUGCAGACAGUCGGUGAGUGAUACGAACAAACUAUGACAUAACUAUGAGAUUUGUUCGUUUUUGAGACACGGAUGCGUGUUACUGUAGAAAAACAUAGGCACCAGAGCGUGAAGUCUCCUGAGAUUAUGAAAACAAUGGGGUAAGUGGAGACAUCCGCCAGGGUUUCUGUUGUAAUUUUGAUGAUUUGAACAGGAGAACUGGUCAAUUACCUACACCAUUAGCUUGCGAUAGGAAUACCUCCCUAGAGCGGGGUAUACCCGACAUAAGCGUGGCUGCAUUGUCGCAAGUCUCAUAGUCCGAUUGGUUGGGCUAAAGACCGCCUAAAACGGAAGGCUAAAAAUCACAAAAAUGCAGAGAUGUGGCUUCGAAGAACUGCGUUCAUCUGGGUUAACUGUGAUUAUUAAAGUAACGCACGAAACAUGUGCGACAAUCAGAAACCAAUUCACGCAUUGUCACGUAGUAAAAAGCCACACAUCUAGCUAACUGUAGCAGAGGUGGCAGCAUCUGAGUUCGCAAGACCAGAUCCCAGAUAGGGACAUACUGGAGUGGACGGGGAUCCUCAGCAUUCACGCUAUGCUGAGACAACUACAGUUAUGCUGGAGUGGCCACCUUGUACGGAUAGGUCACGAGAAGCUACCCAAACGACCCUUCUAUGGAGAUGUCGUGACGGGUUCACAACGACAAGGAGAUGAAGUCCGGCGCUACAAGGAUACUCUGAAAACCUUCCUGAAGUGACUGCAAAUCAACUCGGCAAACUGGGCAGACCUCGCCUGGAACCGACCUACGUGGAGGAGAACUAAGAAUACAGACGCAGCAGUCUUCGAGACCAACCGCAUCACGGCCACAAAGCCAGACGUCAGAAACGAAAAGUUCAACUGUCGCUGCCGCCUCCCAACGCUAAGACCCAACCGCCAGCAAUGUGCCCCCCCUAUGUCAACGGACAUAUCGGGCGCCAAUUAAACUUGUUGGACACUUCCGGACCAACUGCAGCACCCGAAAUGCACCAACCGUCGUCUCUCCGUUCAUCUCUCGCGCGCCUCUCAGACCGUCAAAUAUUGUUGAUCACCUUCCCCAACCACCACUACCAUCCUCCUCCUCCUGCUCCUCCUCUUCCUCAUUUACUGCCUCAAGGUCUGCCGACUGGGCACCCGCUAUGCACAUCGACACUACACCAACAAUCACCAAUACCACCACCGUCAGCACCAGCGAUAAGGACCCGGUCUAUACCUGUCCUCAAUGCGAUCGGACCUUCAACUCACACAUCGGCCUGGUCGGUCACAUGAAAAUCCAUCGUCCAGAGCCUAACAAACCAGUGCCUGGAGCAUAA
Spirometra erinaceieuropaei is the source of this 34926-nucleotide messenger RNA. The record is from the annotation of a GenBank genome assembly. NCBI's taxonomy places the organism in Eukaryota, Metazoa, Platyhelminthes, Cestoda, Diphyllobothriidea, Diphyllobothriidae.